This is a messenger RNA of Panicum hallii, 1372 nucleotides long. RefSeq names its product 1-aminocyclopropane-1-carboxylate oxidase 1-like. The record is from RefSeq and is a predicted model, not a curated record. NCBI's taxonomy places the organism in Eukaryota, Viridiplantae, Streptophyta, Magnoliopsida, Poales, Poaceae. The transcript is spliced from 3 exons. The coding region runs from base 111 to 1070 and encodes 319 amino acids.
UGCACACAAACUCAUCAUCAUCAUCAGCUUAUUAUUAAGCAACACUCAAGAGAGCGAGAAGUGUGUGUGAGGGAGAGGGAGAGACUAGAGAGAUCGAGCGAGCAAGAGAGAUGGCAGCUACCAGCAGCACGCUCUCCUUCCCGGUGAUCAACAUGGAGAAGCUCCAGACCGAGGAGAAGCCGGCGGCCAUGGAGGUCAUCCGCGACGCCUGCGAGAACUGGGGCUUCUUAGAGCUGCUGAACCAUGGCGUCUCCCACGAGCUGAUGGACGAGGUGGAGCGGCUGACCAAGGCGCACUACGCCAGCUGCCGCGAGCCCAAGUUCCAGGAGUUCGCGGCGCGGACGCUGGAGGCCGGCGAGAAGGGCGCCGACGUCAAGGACGUGGACUGGGAGAGCACCUUCUUCGUCCGCCACCUCCCCGCCUCCAACAUCGCCGACCUCCCCGACCUCGACGACCACUACAGGCAAGUGAUGAAACAAUUCGCAUCGGAGAUACAGAAGCUGUCCGAGAAGCUGCUGGACCUGCUGUGCGAGAACCUGGGCCUGGAGCAGGGGUACCUGAAGCAGGCCUUCGCGGGCUCCAACGGCCCGACGUUCGGCACCAAGGUGAGCGCGUACCCGCCGUGCCCGCGCCCGGACCUCGUCGACGGCCUCCGCGCGCACACCGACGCCGGCGGCAUCAUCCUGCUGUUCCAGGACGACCAGGUGAGCGGCCUGCAGCUGCUCAAGGACGGGGAGUGGGUGGACGUGCCGCCCGUGCGCCACGCCAUCGUCGUCAACAUCGGCGACCAGCUGGAGGUGAUCACCAACGGGCGGUACAAGAGCGUCAUGCACCGGGUGCUCACGCGUCCCGACGGCAACCGCAUGUCCAUCGCGUCCUUCUACAACCCGGGCGCCGACGCCGUCAUCUUCCCGGCGCCCGCGCUCGUCGCCGCCGCCGACGAGGAGCGCGCCGGGGCGGCGUACCCGAGGUUCGUGUUCGAGGACUACAUGAACCUCUACGUGCGCCACAAGUUCGAGGCCAAGGAGCCACGGUUCGAGGCCAUGAAGUCCGAAAUCGCCACAGCGUAAGUGAGAAGCGCAAACUACCAGCGUGGUGGCUGCACGGAUGCGACAGCCGGACAUAGUGGCAAGCAGCUCGAGAGUGAACGUACAAUGGCCAUGUGUAUUGUGUACGGUAGCAGAUAGGCACGUGAUAUGUGUUUAUAGGUGGCACGGUAUGAGUGUAUCGUGGAGUAAUGUAUUGCUUGUAUCUCAGAUAAAUAUGUACGUAUAUAUAUUGUACUGUAAAGUUUGUACCGUCUAUUGUACCGGCAGCGUGCGUGGCCAGGAGUUGGUAAGUAACUGUUACUGCCACAUCAGCUUUGCUGAAA